Messenger RNA from Symphalangus syndactylus (siamang), 2571 nucleotides. Its product is annotated as transient receptor potential cation channel subfamily V member 3-like. NCBI's taxonomy places the organism in Eukaryota, Metazoa, Chordata, Mammalia, Primates, Hylobatidae. The record is from RefSeq and is a predicted model, not a curated record. Gene Ontology annotation, biological process: osmosensory signaling pathway; calcium ion import across plasma membrane; actin filament organization. Gene Ontology annotation, molecular function: protein binding; calcium channel activity. Gene Ontology annotation, cellular component: plasma membrane; cilium.
GAUCUCUUUGGCUCUUCACGGCACCCUUGGAAACCAUCCCUCUGCCUGCAAUGAGAGCUUCCCGCCGCCUCAGCCACAGUCCCACCCGGGGGCCUUGGGCCCCAGACAUGCGGUGAUCUCAGGGCAAGGGUUGCCACGACCACCCAGAACCUCACCAGCCAUGAAUGCCCACCCUAAGGAGAUGGUGCCUCUCAUGGGCAAGAGAGUUGCUGUCCCCAGUGGGAACCCUGCCGUCCUGCCAGAGAAGAGGCCGGCAGAGAUCACCCCCACAAAGAAGAGUGCACACUUCUUCCUGGAGAUCGAAGGGUUUGAGCCCAACCCCACGGUUGCCAAGACCUCUCCUCCUGUCUUCUCCAAGCCCAUGGAUUCCAACAUCCGGCAGUGCAUCUCUGGUAACUGUGAUGACAUGGACUCCCCCCAGUCUCCUCAGGAUGAUGUGACAGAGACCCCAUCCAAUCCCAACAGCCCCAGUGCACACCUGGCCAAGGAAGAGCAGAGGAAGAAAAAGAGGCGGCUGAAGAAGCGCAUCUUUGCAGCCGUGUCUGAGGGCUGCGUGGAGGAGCUGGUGGAGCUGCUGGUGGAGCUGCAGGAGCUUUGCAGGCGGCGCCAGGACGAGGAUGUGCCUGACUUCCUCAUGCACAAGCUGACGGCCUCCGACACGGGGAAGACCUGCCUGAUGAAGGCCUUGUUAAACAUCAACCCCAACACCAAGGAGGUCGUGCGGAUCCUGCUUGCCUUUGCCGAAGAGAAUGACAUCCUGGGCAGGUUCAUCAACGCUGAGUACACAGAGGAGGCCUAUGAAGGGCAGACGGCGCUGAACAUCGCCAUCGAGCGGCGGCAGGGGGACAUCGCGGCCGUGCUCAUCGCCUCCGGCGCCGACGUCAACGCCCACGCCAAGGGGGCCUUCUUCAACCCCAAGUACCAACACGAAGGCUUCUACUUCGGUGAGACGCCCCUGGCCCUGGCAGCAUGCACCAACCAGCCUGAGAUUGUGCAGCUGCUGAUGGAGCACGAGCAGACGGACAUCACCUCGCAGGACUCACGAGGCAACAACAUCCUUCACGCCCUGGUGACCGUGGCUGAGGAGCAGAACGACUUCGUGAAGCGCAUGUACGACAUGAUCCUCCUGCGGAGUGGCAACUGGGAGCUGGAGACCACUCGCAACAACGAUGGCCUCACGCCGCUGCAGCUGGCAGCCAAGAUGGGCAAGGCCGAGAUCCUGAAGUACAUCCUCAGUCGUGAGAUCAAGGAGAAGCGGCUCCGGAGCCUGUCCAGGAAGUUCACCGACUGGGCGUACGGACCCGUGUCGUCCUCCCUCUACGACCUCACCAACGUGGACACCACCACGGACAACUCAGUGCUGGAAAUCACUGUCUACAACACCAACAUUGACAACCGGCAUGAGAUGCUGACCCUGGAGCCGCUGCACACGCUGCUGCAUAUGAAGUGGAAGAAGUUUGCCAAGUACAUGUUCUUUCUGUCCUUCUGCUUUUAUUUCUUCUACAACAUCACCCUGACCCUCGUCUCGUACUACCGCCCCCGGGAGGAGGAGGCCAUCCCGCACCCCUUGGCCCUGACGCACAAGAUGGGGUGGCUGCAGCUCCUAGGGAGGAUGUUUGUGCUCAUCUGGGCCAUGUGCAUCUCUGUGAAAGAGGGCAUUGCCAUCUUCCUGCUGAGGCCCUCGGAUCUGCAGUCCAUCCUCUCGGAUGCCUGGUUCCACUUUGUCUUGUAAGUAGUUUUUAUCCAAGCUGUGCUUGUGAUACUGUCUGUCUUCUUGUACUUGUUUGCCUACAAAGAGUACCUCGCCUGCCUCGUGCUGGCCAUGGCCCUGGGCUGGGCGAACAUGCUCUACUAUACGCGGGGCUUCCAGUCCAUGGGCAUGUACAGCGUCAUGAUCCAGAAGGUCAUUUUGCAUGAUGUUCUGAAGUUCUUGUUCGUAUAUAUUGUGUUUUUGCUUGGAUUUGGAGUAGCCCUGGCCUCGCUGAUCGAGAAGUGUGCCAAAGACAACAAGGACUGCAGCUCCUACGGCAGCUUCAGCGACGCAGUGCUGGAACUCUUCAAGCUCACCAUAGGCCUGGGUGACCUGAACAUCCAGCAGAACUCCAAGUAUCCCAUUCUCUUUCUGUUCCUGCUCAUCACCUACGUCAUCCUCACCUUCGUUCUGCUCCUCAACAUGCUCAUUGCUCUGAUGGGCGAGACUGUGGAGAACGUCUCCAAGGAGAGUGAGCGUAUCUGGCGCCUGCAGAGAGCCAGGACCAUCUUGGAGUUUGAGAAAAUGUUACCAGAAUGGCUGAGGAGCAGAUUCCGGAUGGGAGAGCUGUGCAAAGUGGCCGAGGGAGAUUUCCGACUGUGUUUGCGGAUCAAUGAAGUGAAGUGGACUGAAUGGAAGACGCACGUCUCCUUCCUUAACGAAGACCCGGGGCCUGUAAGACGAACAGAUUUCAACAAAAUCCAAGAUUCUUCCAGGAACAACAGCAAAACCACUCUCAAUGCAUUUGAAGAAAUAGAGGAGUUCCCAGAAACGUCGGUGUAGAAGCGGAACCCGGAGCUGGUGUGCGCGUGCGCUGUCUG